GACAUCUCCCUCUUUUACUCCACCACCGUCCUAACAACUGCGAAGUGUAUAUUUUACUUUCCUAAAAAUGUCUGCAACGCAAAAAGUACAGCAACACCCUGCGUUCAUUCAGGCGCAGAACAAGGCCAAUUACUACAUCAGUCAGCUUGACAAAGAGCUCACGAAAUAUCCCGUGUUGACCACUCUCGAGCAGCGCACUCAGGUCCCAAAGACUUAUGUUGUCCUUGGCUCCGUGAUUCUUCUUACGCUGUUUCACAUCGUCAAUCCCCUGGCUGCUCCCGUUUCCAACCUUGUUGGGUGGGGUUUACCCGCCUAUCUCUCUUUCAAGGCACUGGAGACUCCCGGUCACCAGGAUGACGUUCAGUGGCUUACAUAUUGGGUAGUAUUUGGCUUCUUCAACUUUGUGGAAAGUUUUGCCCUACGGAUCGUUCUCUAUUAUCUUCCUUGGUACUUCGCCUUCAAGACAGUGUUCAUUCUUUGGUUGCAACUGCCUACAUUCCGCGGCGCACAGACGACGUACUUGACCGUUCUUAAGCCUGUCUUGAUGAAUAUUUCAAAUUCGUCUCGUGCUGUUGCCCCUACUCAGACUGAGACUACCGUCACUGCUGAAGGUCUCCGUGAGCGUGUUGCCACCGCUAAUGCCGAGUAAUUCUGCCUUAAUACUACGUUUACCUUCACGUUAUGUCGUAUUUCUUGUUGUAUGCGAUUUGAACACGAUUAUAGAACCUUCUCUUAUCCGGUAUUUAGGAGUCGCCUUUUAGUUGGCACUUCUGUUCACGUCUCAUCACGUCACUUUCUACGUACUUCUACCUGGUAUAUUAAAUGAGAUUUCAGCUUGUUCCGAGUUUGAAUAUUGAAGUAUCCGGGUCAUUGCCUCUCUUU
Serpula lacrymans var. lacrymans S7.9 is the source of this 882-nucleotide messenger RNA. RefSeq lists its product as uncharacterized. The transcript has 4 exons. Bases 68 to 649 code for a protein of 193 amino acids. The record is from RefSeq and is a predicted model, not a curated record. NCBI's taxonomy places the organism in Eukaryota, Fungi, Basidiomycota, Agaricomycetes, Boletales, Serpulaceae.